GGCCCCCGGCAGCAGAUAUGUAGCCGUUUCGCGAGCCGAGAGGAUCCGAACCCGCGGGGUCUUUUGUGCGUGUCUUUUGUCCAAGCGAUUGUCGGUGCGCGCGUGUAACUACGCAUUCACGCACCUCGUGCACGGUGUUUCGAUUCGUAUGUACGCCGUGCGGCCGUGUUCCUACGGGCGCCGCGCCGAUGCCGUCGUCGUUCGUCCCCGACCGACGGAACGACAACAAUAACAACAGUACCGAGUCCUCGCGCUGAUCCACCCCGUCCGGAGUGCAGGCCCCACACUGCUGCUGUGUUGCACCCGGCACCGGUGCGUUUCCGCUGGAGAACAAAAGGUUAAAAUGUCGGCGAUAUCAAGUUUUUGCGAUAUAUUAAUGGUUAAAGUGGUUGGAGACGCUGAUUGGAGACAGCGAUUUAUUGUUCUCAGUAACAGUACGCUAUGGAUUUAUGGAGACGAUCAAGAUCCACGAAGAACAAAAAUUCACCCAGUAAGAGACUUAGCGGUAUGCCGAAGAAUUUGUGAUGGAAGUCUUCUGGUCUUGCAUAUUAAAGAUAUAGCCAAGUUGGAUUGGUUUAAAAUUAAGUUUAAUACGGAAAAACAACUAAACGCUUGGAAAAAACGUAUGCGACAAGUGAAGGAAGCUUGGAAUGAAGAGACUUAUUUUCAAUACCUUAAUCAAAAAUCUCAACUCAGAUGUCCUUAUGAGCCACUAACCAGAUUAAAUCGACAGGUUCCCAGUAAUAAAUUAUCGAAACCUCGAAUGCCAUUUUCCAGGAGUCGUUCACUUCAAGAAAUCAUAAGUUGGGAGAAACUACCAAUGAUACUUACUCAAGUAAAUCAGGAAACUCUAUGCGGAGUAGACGAUUUAGACGCAAUUUUAGUUAGGGUACGAAUAUCGAUUUUGGAAAACGAAAUGGCUUAUAACAGAGAAAUGGACAAAAUGUUGGUUGCUUUCAAAAAACGAGCACUGUGGCCCGAUUACUUUUUGAUGGACGAUAAAUCGUUAAUCGAACAGACACUAUCUAAGUUGAAGGAAAGUUCGGACACUCUUUUACACGAUGUGGAAGAUAUGUGGCCGGACGCUCCUAUGGUCAUAGAAAGACUUGAUGAUCUCGCCGAUUUACUAAUCAACCAUUUAAAGUCAGUGGCAAGAACCCGUAUGAUAACUUACUGCCAUCUUUUGAGGGAUUUAAGGCCUUUUUUGCGAAACAAUUUGGAGAGUGUGGACGACAUAUACGAAGACGUGUACAGCGGACACUUUUAUGUGGAACGAGCGUUGUUACCGAUAUUCCGGGUAUACAAACUCAAAGGUAUAUCCAAGAAGCUGGCGGUCAUGCUGUCGACGGUGGAAGACGCUAACAGCGACGGUUGGAAUAGAUUGUUCGAUCUGUGUCAGGAGACGUUGACCGAGACAUACGGGGAACUGUCCAGAUUGUACGGUGACUAUUACGCGCUGAGCGUGACGCAGCUAUUCGCGUUCAGCGACAAGCACGCGGCGUUCGAGCGCAACGGCAACAUGAGCUUGUUUGAAAAAUUCGAGCUGGCGCGGGAGGUGAGCGAGAUAUGCGACUCAGUGGUGCCUCUCAUCAAGGUGGUCAUCGUCGAGGGCGGCAAACGCGGUGGCUGUGACGGCGAUGCGGCGUCUGACGACGUCGUGGCCGCAGUACAUGUGGCCGCAACCGGCCAUCGGCGCAGUUGCGGUGCAGGAUGUUGGGACGGCGUGAAAACGGCUGCGGUUACGCGACCGCGGUCAGAGGCGUGCCGUAAUCCGUUCGGCGCCAUCAUGGACGACGACGUAGACAGAGCGGCAGCAAGGGCUACGGUGGCGUGCCGAAAGAACGGCAAGCAAAAGACGGUGGCGACCGGCAAGUGCAUUGAACUGAAGCUGUACUCGCGUUCGGUCAACUAUUUCCACGAACAGCUUGACGAGCCGCCCGCGGUCAUCAGCUUCGCCGCGAGGCGUACGUCAUUGCGUGCGUAACAUUGUAGAAGUGUAGUAUGAGCGGGGGCGUAGCACAUGUUUGCGGUUCUGUGCGUUUUGCCGAAUUAACACUGCCAAAGGUAUUGGUAAGGUGUGUGCGAGGGGUAGUAGAAGAAAAACGUUUUGUCGACGCACUCCGUCGCCGCCGCCACCGCCGCCGCCGCGAACAAACCACCCGGUACAUAAGACAAUAACGGUGUACCACGUAUCAACGCGAGCGCUCUUAUUACAACCGAUUGGUUAAUAAAUCAUAAUCCGGAGAGGGUUGAUUAACCGUUCCGUUAAAUUCCGCUUCGAUGUGUCGGUGUUAAGGGUUCUUUAUCUUUUACCGGAGAAAUGACCGCACACUAUAUAUAGAUUGCACCCGAACGAUGCUGCAGUGUGUAAAACGUAUAAUAUGUAGAACGCAAAUAUUUAUGUAUAUUUUCCACAAGAUCACGAUGAUCGCUUUUUAAUCACGUUCAUAUAGUAUACGGCAUCUGCGCAUUUAUACGUUGUAGAGAAAAAUCAGUAUAAUAUUUUUUAACAGUCGAUAUUAUAUAGUUUUUAGACGAUCUUUUUCUAAUAUUUCAUACCAAUAACUGAUUAAAGUAAAAACUUACUGUGAAAUUUAAAUAAAAAAAAACAUUACGUCUUAAUAUUAUCACUAAUUCUAUACAUUAAUAAUGUAAUGUCAUUAAAUGAAAUUACGCGAUUAAGUCUCAUUACGUUCGUACAUAAAUAAUAGUUGUAAGAAAGCAAUCAUGCACACGUUGUAAAAGCGAUAGAAUUGUCAACAAAUAAAUAAAUAAAUGCUCACUAUAACAUAUGUCAAUA
Messenger RNA from Sipha flava (yellow sugarcane aphid), 2800 nucleotides. RefSeq lists its product as uncharacterized. Bases 344 to 1984 code for a protein of 546 amino acids. The transcript has 9 exons. NCBI's taxonomy places the organism in Eukaryota, Metazoa, Arthropoda, Insecta, Hemiptera, Aphididae. The record is from RefSeq and is a predicted model, not a curated record.